Molecule: messenger RNA, 450 nt
Organism: Thelazia callipaeda (thelaziosis nematode)
Lineage: Eukaryota; Metazoa; Nematoda; Chromadorea; Rhabditida; Thelaziidae
Source: the annotation of a GenBank genome assembly
AUGGAAUUGGAUAAACUUUUCGUUGUUAUACAACUCCUUACUCUUCAAACUGUAAGCCAUGCAAUCAAAUGUUUUACGUGCGCUUCUGCUGAUUAUAAGGUUUUGUUCGAGCGUUUUUCGAAUAUAAGGCACUCUCUCCAUAUUCCACGUUUUGGUGAAUUGUGUGAUAACUUUGAACGACUACAUGCAUUUGCACCUGCACUGAAUUGUGAAUCCACAUGCAUUUCCAUUUUGGAACCACAAUAUUUUGGAGGUGUUCAAUCUACAAAUAGACCUUACAGUUAUAUUCGUGGAUGUGCUGGCAAAAUUUUCAGUUCAGUACAGAAUCGUUCACCUGAAGUGGACUUUCUUCAUACUGAAGCUAUUUGCUUAGAACUUCCACUAUCUCUAAUUUGGCCAUCAAUUGAAACUGAUGAGCACGUACAGGCAAGUUUAAAACAUUGCAGCUGA